Bicyclus anynana (squinting bush brown) is the source of this 6456-nucleotide messenger RNA. RefSeq names its product dual specificity tyrosine-phosphorylation-regulated kinase 2-like (gene Dyrk2). The coding region runs from base 340 to 1710 and encodes 456 amino acids. Gene Ontology annotation, molecular function: protein serine/threonine kinase activity; ATP binding; protein serine/threonine/tyrosine kinase activity. The transcript has 9 exons. NCBI's taxonomy places the organism in Eukaryota, Metazoa, Arthropoda, Insecta, Lepidoptera, Nymphalidae. The record is from RefSeq and is a predicted model, not a curated record. Gene Ontology annotation, biological process: peptidyl-serine phosphorylation; peptidyl-threonine phosphorylation. Gene Ontology annotation, cellular component: nucleus.
CAGUGGAUACACCCACUUCGAGAGAUGUCUGAAAUACAGUGAAAAUCAUUUUAAAUAAAAAAACACAUUAAAUUCAAACAUAUAAACUACGAAAUACUUAACGUUCCUAGAAAAACAAUAAUUCACAAGUGAAACAGUAUGAAAUUAUAUUUCGUUUUACAAGUAAUCCACCUGUUUUUAAAUGUAAAUGGUUAUAUCAAUAAAAACAAUUGACGAUAAAGUGAAAUUUUCAAGUGAAAAAAAACAAUUUUAAUUAAAUAAAAUUGUCUGUCAAAACAUUUAGUUCGUGUGGAGCCAUUAGAGACGAGGCAACCGCAACAGGUGAUUACGACGCACAAGAUGAUUUUGUACGAUCUGCAACUGGAAGCGGCCCCCGGCGAGCGGGCCGCGCCGGUCAACAACAACGCAGAGGGCGCGGUGGCCAGCCCCCCGCGCGACGACAACCACAACGCCCAGCUACCCUCCCCGCGCGUCACGGCGCUCACCCCCUCAGAAAUCCUCAAGGUGUACAGCGACCGGCUGACUGACUGGGAGCGUACGGAGGUGCGCAAGUAUCCCGAGGUUUGGUUCCUGGGGCUGGACGCUAACAAGGUGCACGCGCGCUCCAACCUGCCCAACAACUGCGGCUUCGACGACGAGAAUGGCAGCUACAAUAAACAAAUCCACGACCACAUAGCCUACCGGUACGAGAUACUAGAAGUGAUCGGCAAAGGGUCGUUCGGGCAAGUGAUAAGGGCCCUGGACCACCGCUCCGGGAACCAAGUGGCCAUCAAGAUCAUCAGGAACAAGAAGCGGUUCCACCACCAAGCGCUGGUGGAGGUGAGGGUGCUGGAUCACCUGAGGCUGAAGGACAAAGACCAAGCGCACAACGUCAUCCAUAUGCUGGAUUACUUUUACUUUAGGAACCAUUUGUGUAUCAGUUUCGAGCUUAUGAGUAUCAACCUGUACGAGUUGAUCAAGAAGAACAACUACCAGGGCUUCAGCUUGAGCCUCAUCAGAAGGUUUGCGAGCUCUCUCCUGCGCUGUUUGAGGCUACUGGAAGCGGAGAGCAUAAUCCAUUGUGAUCUGAAACCAGAAAAUAUCCUCCUCAAAGCUCGCGGUAGUUCGUCAAUAAAGGUGAUAGACUUCGGCAGCUCUUGUUACACGCACGCGAGGGUGUAUACCUACAUUCAGUCACGGUUCUACAGGAGUCCAGAGGUCAUACUGGGCCUGCAGUAUGGCACGGCGAUAGACAUGUGGAGCAUGGGGUGCAUCCUCGCAGAACUCCACACGGGCUACCCACUGUUCCCGGGAGAGAACGAAGCAGAGCAACUCGCUUGCAUCAUGGAGCUGCUGGGCCCACCGCCUCCAGACCUGCUUCUCCACGCCACGAGGAAAAGGCUAUUUUUUGACUCAAAAGGCUCGCCUCGCACUGUGACGAACUCCAAGGGCCGCAAGCGCAGGCCGGGCUCGCGGACCCUCUCCACUGCAGUGCGGAGUGACGACCCGGCCUUCCUGCACUUCUUGCAUCGAUGUUUAGAAUGGGACCCAAAACGACGCAUCACACCCACGGAGGCGACACGUCACGAGUUCGUAAUUGGAUGUGCACUUGGUUCGACGCCAUCGGCAAUGCUCGCGCUACCUCGUCUUCCUCCCCCGAGGCCCACGAGGACUGCCUUGCUGCACUCCCAGUCCGCGGGAGACGUCGCCGCCAUGCUAGGCCGAGCGUGACCUAAGGACAGCUGAGUUAGAAUCGGUUCUGGUGACCUUCCUUAGUCUUUCGUUUUAGUUUGGUCAACCUCAGAUCUUCCAUGACUUUAAGGUUAAUUUUAAUACUUGCGAAAUCCUGGUCAGAAUUUCUUAGUUAGUCGUUUUAAUAAAACUACUCAUUAAUUACUUUUGAUUGGUUGAGAACCUUGAAUAGUUGUGGCAUAAGUUUUCGUUGAUCACGUUUUCGCAAUUAAUAGAAUGGAGCUUCAACAAAAUUUUAUUCUAAUUGAAUUUUUACUAAUAUACCUAACUGGUCGACAAUUUGACCAGAAUUUCGCCUCUGUUUGAUAGAUUGAACGAGGACAAUUUUGCAGUUAUUUUUUUUAUAUUCUGUAUCUUUCUAAAAAUGGCUUGCAUACAUAAUUAAUUCUUUUGCGAAUUGGCGAACGGCGCUCGGUUUUGAAACAGCGCAGGACCAAUAAAACGCAUAUGUAUCAUGUCUUCAUAACACCAUCUACGUAGAGAAACUUUAAAAAUUUAAUCUAAAUCUCUUGCGAAUUAGUAACUGUAAGUUGGCUUGAAAUGUUAUGUGCAAGACAACGAUAAUGUAAUAGCACAUCUGAUUGAAAUGUUAGUUCUAAACAAAAAGUUAAUGUAGUUAAAUUACUUGGAUUGAAAUCAGAUCAUAAUGUAGUGUCGUGUGUUUCUAUUUGUAAGAGAAUUUCCAAAUCGUACGAACUUGAUGUUACAUACUUAUUGUUAAGAUGCAUGUUACACUAUAUAUCUACUCCAAAAUAGAUUUGGAAUGUACCUACUUUGAAGUGAUGUGAGCAUUUGGAGAUUGAGCAAUGCAACGUUCUGUUAUGUUCUACCUUCCUGGUGAUAUGAUCUGAUAUAUUGUUCUACGCGCUAUUAGAUAGGCCAUCAGUUCUGUGCUAGUUGUUGCAAUCUUGAAUUUACUCACUCGCAACACUCAAGUCAUAUGGAAUAUUUCUUGCUAAAUUGCCAAUAUAUCCGGUAUUUUUUCUAUCGUUACUUUUUUUCGAGAUGUCGCGAAUGUUAUCUGCUAAGUAAUAAUUUACAUGAGGAGUUUUAGUAACCCUAGACAUUGCGUAACACAGCAGACCAGUUUUGAAACUACCGACCUAAAUUGUGGUUAUACUUGUAAAGACUAAUUUCAUUGGUAUUACCGCUAAGUGCUAUUCGUUUUGUGAACGGAGGAAAUCUUGGUUUAAAAUUAUAUGUGCCAAAUUCUGCAUCUAGACCAAUACCAUUUUAUUAUUUCUUUAGUCCUUUUAUAACGGUCUAAUGGUUAUUCAAGUUAAGCACUACAUACGAUUUGUCUUGUUUUAUCAUGUAAUCGUUACGUAAUAUCCAUAUUCAUCUGAGAUAUAAUAAAAUAUGGGACUGAGCUUAGUCAUUUGCCACGUUAUUAUUUCGUUCUAAAUAUGGUAACGUGUAUUUCGUUAGUAAAUAUAAGAUAUAAGUGUGUUUAUCAGGUCUAUCAAAUAUAAUGAAAUUACUAAGUGACGACAUCGAACAAAUCAAUAUACCUAUCGAUACUCAAAGGUUACUUUGGGCGUUUAAAUUUUGAUUAAGUAUUAAGUAAUUUUUAGAUUAGACACGGAGAUCGACGUGGGCAGAUUACUAUCAGCACUCAGCACUCUAGGCUUACUCGUAUAGGACGUUGUAUUGGUAACUCAGUGGGGAGGUUAAGAGAAAGAUAAGCGCUGAACAUCUUUGGCAAAAGGUUUAUAAAGGUCAGGUCAGAGGAAUUUAAAUAUUUGUCAUGCGGGCGUGGUCGGUGAACUUUCUUAAAAAAUAUUUCCUGAUUACGACACUUACAAGUAACUUCGACGUGAAUGUAUUUGAUGGAUUACACCAAAUCCUAAAUCGAAGUAAUUCAUGUUUUUGACGUGCUUUUCUUUUACUGUUGUUUUGUUGGUUGAUAAGUCUAUCUAGACGUUGAUACGAAGAUAUUUGAAUAGACGACUCAAACUGGUCAUUGGUAAACUAAUAGUAAAUAUUUUUAGCUUUUCUGUUUUAUUAGUAUUGGUGGCCUGAUAUAUUUCAUAGUUCAGAAAAGAAUUUCUUUCCUCUUGACAUGGACUUCGAUCUCUUUCCUUAAAAAUAGCUGAUGUUUUUUAUUCUUCAAAAUGUUCAGUAAAAUUUCGAUGCGCUAACAAUGAAAAGUUCAAAAUGGACGGAUUACGAGUUUAUCGCGAUUAUUAGAAAGCACACACCCAUAUCUAUCUUAAUAUUAUCAUUAAUGAAUUAUAUUUAUUAUAUAUUAUAUAUGUAUAUUGUAUAUAUAAGGUAACAUCGACUGAAUUAUAGUACAACAUAUUGUAUACGUCAUAUAUCAUAUCAAAAUUAUUUAUCAGUUCGAAUCAUUGAAAGUAAUAGAAAUUUCACGUAUCUACGUUUUUUUGCAGUCGUUUUAAUCAGUGACAUUUGAUCAAGUAUAAGUGCAUAAGUGAUGGAAAGUGCUUAAAAUUGACAAUUUACUUAAGCGAUUCCUUGACAUAUAGGUUAUUAACUGGAUGAAACAAUGCUGCCUGUAGCCGCGUAUCACACAUUCGUAGAUUUGUUUUCAUAGUUACAUUAAUAAAACACUCUUAUUUGACUUUCAUGACUUUGAAUAAAUCUUUUGAUCACUCGCUUCUUAAUUUAGUUCAGGCGAGUUCGGUAAGUUGUUACAUAAUGUUUUCGUGAAUUAAUUAGUAACAAAAAUCUCAAUUUAGGUUAUAUUCAUCAUGAAACUCAACGCUAAGCAGUCUAACUAAUUACAUUAUUUUCUCCUUUUGAUAAACUGCAAAUAUCUUCUACAAAUAAGUUCAACGUCCACUGAUUUAAAAGACGGUUGACGUGUAGCUUUAUGAUGUUUACACUCAUUCUAGUUGUAAUCUCAUAGAUUUUCGACUUGUAACUCUUACUGGCGAAGUUUUCUGGGUGGUUAAGUCUACUAUUACAACUAUUUGCUUUAAAUAUGAGCUAAUAAUUACUGUAGGUGUUUACAGUAAUUCAAUUCAGUCCCUUAAAACAACCUUGCAAUUCGAAAGAUCGUAUAAUUUCUAAUCCUACAUAAAAAAAUAUUGCCAUGACAUUAAUGUUUUACGCUUUGAGAGAACGGAUGUAAAUCCAACAAAACAGAAUUGUCACUGUUAAUUAUUUGAAUAAUUGACAUAAACAGUUAAUUUGCUCACAAAAAUAGCCGAAACUACAGACCACAAUAUUAUUCUGUUUAAGUGCUUGUAUCAAACUACUCAUAGGAUUUGUAUUUAGUUGGUUUUUCCCGCAGUUAAGCCACCAAAUACCUCCCAAUUAGAAUACUUAAAACGAAUGGAAUAGGUGCUAUUGGUGUAAAUACCUGGACAUUCGUACACCCUGUGAACUUUGCCCGUAACAUUCAUAAUAAUGAACGUUUAGGAGAUGUGAUUGUGUAGGUUUUUUAAUCGUAGGUUAUUAGAUAGACAAUACUAAACCAGAUUACUAAACUGUAGUUUUAAGAUUCUCAAAGUGUAGAUUUGAUAAAUGUUAGCUAAAUAUCUUAAUAUAGGCGCGAUUAAUACUAAUUCUAAUCUCGGUUGCCAAAGUUUCGUAAGUCCGUACUAAUUAAUAUCGUUAAGAAAUAGGUAACAAUUCUGAUGCAUAAAUUCCUAGAUACAGUAAGAUGGAGGCUUUUCUAGUUCCUCGAUAUAAUAGGAGUCUAGUUCCUCGAACCUGCGACAGUGACGUCAAAUUGCAUAAUUUGGUGUAAUAUGACAAAUUGACGUAACUACAAAGAUUUAACUUUUAAUUAAUUCAAACUUCAUGGUUUACUGAAGUGUUACGAGGUUUACGCCAUCAGAAUUGAUAUCAUUAAUAAAUAAGCAUAGUUUGUUUUAAGUAGGAAAUCUCGCUUGUUAAGAACUUUGAUAUCAAACGAUCAAAUGUUAAGAACAGCUGUAUCUCAAAAUAUAAAGACUUAAUAAUACAUUUCCAGUUAUAAUUACUUCUCUGAUCGAUAGUUUUCUCGCUAGGAAUUUAUUUUAAUUUAAUAUAUUCGUUUGAAGUAAUUGAGUGAUAUCAUUAGUAUUAUAAAUCAAUUGUCCGGAGACCAGGUCUCGCGAAUCCAUUUCAUACGGGGUUAUUAAAAUAAAAUAAUAAUGAUGAAUUGUCUCAUAAUGUGACAUCCUUAAUCAUUUGUACGAGUGUCUAAAAAAUGCUUUUCUUCAUACAUACAGGUAUCUCGAUUAAUCGAAUCUGAACUGUAAAAUGGUAACGGAGAACCCCUGUGUUAUCCUGCCACAGGAAUUUAGUCUAGCAACAAUCGUGUAAUAAAGACGACCCCCCACCCACGCGGAUUCGUACGAGGACAUCAUUGCACCUAUGAUGGGGAGUGAUCUCACUCAGCCCACCUACUCAUCGGUUCCAACGUCCCUUUUUCAUGACACCCAUAGUUUGUUUAUUGCAUAUCUAAGAGUACAAUGGAUCAUUACCAUCAAUUUUGAAUGUAAAAAUCGUUUCUUUUUGCACCAAAGUUACAGUUUUAGCUUUUUACGCUUUCAUAAAAUUGCCAAAUCUAAAGUAUUUACGUACCAAGUAAGCCUUGCGUAGUGUUUAUUAUAUAGGUGUCUAUAAUUCCUUAGACGUGUAAAUAUUCUGAGCGUAGUAGACUGUAUGUAGGCGAAGCCAAACUGUGAAAUGUAAUUUAUUAUUAAUACUUUUGUUAGUGUCCGUUUUCACUAAUACAUAUCGACAAAUGCGAUCGCAAUCUCGAAGUCU